AGCGCCGGAGGAAGAGCAGAAUCAGCUGAACAAAAGAAGGUACGAGAAUCUCUCUCACUCUCUCUCUAUCUCUCUUUUAAAGAAAUAAAAAUAUUCCUGGUUUUCUCCAGAAAUUCAUCACUACCAACAACCAGGAUAAUUAACAAAAAGCAAUGUUAAACUGCUGAAAGAGGUGAAGCACAAGCUGUCCUGAAGAAUCUCCAGAACACGCAGAAAUCGUUUGACACAUUAAACAGACAAAUGAAGCCAAGUCCCGACAUGGAGAAACAUCAGCACUCUGUCAAGAGUUUUACUAAACAGAGUAAUCUCAAAAAACAACAGCGCAUUCACACAGGAGAGAAACCGUAUUACUGCUCAGACUGUGGCAAGAGUUUUACUACACAGAGUAAUCUCAAAAAACACCAGCGCAUUCACACAGGAGAGAAACCGUAUUACUGCUUAGACUGUGGAAAGAGUUUUACUCAACCGAGUACUCUCAAAAUUCACCAGCGCAUUCACACAGGAGAGAAACCGUAUUACUGCUCAGACUGUGGAAAGAGUUUUACUGAACAGAGUCAUCUCAAAAUUCACCAGCGCAUUCACACAGGAGAGAAACCGUAUCACUGCUCAGACUGUGGAAAGAGUUUUACUGAACAGAGUACUCUCAAAAUUCACCAGCGCAUUCACACAGGAGAGAAACCGUAUCACUGCUCAGACUGUGGGAAGAGUUUUAAUCAACAGAGUAAUCUCAAACUGCAUCAGCGCAUUCACACAGGAGAGAAACCGUAUCACUGCUCAGACUGUGGGAAGAGUUUUACUAAACAGAGUACUCUCAAUAAUCACCAGCGCAUUCACACAGGAGAGAAACCGUAUUACUGCUCAGACUGUGGGAAGAGUUUUACUCAGCAGAGUACUCUCAAAAAACACCAGCGCAUUCACACAGGAGAGAAACCGUAUCACUGCUCAGACUGUGGGAAGAGUUUUACUGAGCAGAGUAAUCUCAAAAAUCACCAGCGCAUUCACACAGGAGAGAAACCGUAUCACUGCUCAGACUGUGGGAGGAGUUUUACUCAACAGAGUAAACUCAAAAAACACCAGCGCAUUCACACAGGAGAGAAAACUAUCCCAAAUUUGUUCCACUGCAAUAAAAAGUGCUAAUCGUAAAUCUUUCGGACAGAACACCUUAUCCUACACAAAUGUUUCACUUUGUCACUUGGGACACGUUCCACCAGAAACAAACAUGAACUGAAUUUAACAAUGGAUUUUACAGUUUCAGCAAAAUGAAUCUUAUCCAGGGAUGAUGUUUAUUGAAUUCCAUGUUGUGUUUUCUUGUAUGUUUGAUAUUGCAGGACAUUCUUCGUGAGACAGAGCUCAGUUUUUAGGGUAGUUACGGUAGGAGUUCAGUUCUGAAGAAGGGAAGGUUUUUGAGUUUGAGCAAGGGCACUGCCAGUGCUUGCACCAGAUGGUAGAUUAGCAUAACUUAGUCUUUAAAAUUUAGAUGCCAUAGUUGUUAGGAGUAGAUUAGGAUUUUGGAUAAAACCUUCAGUGCUUAUGCUUAGAAGGUUUUGAAAGAAUUUAAUCACUUUUCUAGCUUAUGCAUAUUUUAUUAUUUCCAUGAAUUUCUAGUAUCUGUUUUUAGUCUGUGGAAGCCAUCCUCAGUUCCCCAAGCUUAGCAUAGCUUAGCUUAAUGCAAUUAACUGCCAUAUGAAAGGAUAAGGGUAUAACACCCCCUGAGCCACUCCAGAGAGAGUGUGCUCCCAAAAGUGUGACCCAGAGCCACAGAGAGACGACACUGUGCCGGGUACUGCCGUGUGGAGCAUCCAGACCCCGCAGAGAGCCCAACAAAAUCUUUUCCAGAGGUUAAAUAAAACGCUCCAGACGUAGUUCCCAUACUGAAAUCAACCCCCUCCAGGCCUGUGUAGCACAGUAAGGUAACUAGCUUAUUUAUUCCCCCUGCUGUUGUUCUUGUUUGUCUAUGGUUCAGUCUGAUUAAAAAUAUGUUAGCAUAGAGGGAUAUAGAUGGAUAUUUGGUUGUUGUAUUACUCAAGUUUUAUACUCUUUUUUUUUUUUUUUUUUUUUUUUCUUAUUAGAUAUAUCUUGCUUAAGAUUUUUUAAUCUCCAAAGUUACUAAGAAUAUCCAGUUAAUUUAGUUAAUUGAUUGUUUUUAUCCAGUACCAACUAUUAUCUUUGUAUUGCUUCACCUCUAUAUGUACUCAUCUGUGUUUCAUAAAAAAUGCUUUUAGAUUGCAA
This is a messenger RNA of Astyanax mexicanus (Mexican tetra), 2229 nucleotides long. Its product is annotated as zinc finger protein 239-like. Gene Ontology annotation, cellular component: nucleus. The transcript has 2 exons. The record is from RefSeq and is a predicted model, not a curated record. Bases 241 to 1137 code for a protein of 298 amino acids. NCBI's taxonomy places the organism in Eukaryota, Metazoa, Chordata, Actinopteri, Characiformes, Acestrorhamphidae.